Pteropus alecto (black flying fox) is the source of this 3061-nucleotide messenger RNA. It is a transcript of the gene OSGIN2, whose product is annotated as oxidative stress induced growth inhibitor family member 2. The transcript has 5 exons. NCBI's taxonomy places the organism in Eukaryota, Metazoa, Chordata, Mammalia, Chiroptera, Pteropodidae. The record is from RefSeq and is a predicted model, not a curated record. Bases 119 to 1630 code for a protein of 503 amino acids.
GUUCCAUGUUUGUUUUUCUUUUUAAAAAAGAAGCUAUAGUGACACUGAAACCGAAGGAGAGAUUUUUGAUUCCUUAGUGAAAUAUUUUGGUGAUAAUUUGGGGCGAAAAGUUAAAGCGAUGCCAUUAGUUGAAGAAACUUCCUUACUUGAAGAUUCAUCAGUGACUUUGCCUGUGGUAAUAAUAGGAAAUGGACCCUCAGGGAUCUGCCUUUCUUAUAUGUUAUCAGGCUACAGACCAUAUUUAUCAUCAGAAGCAAUACAUCCUAAUACAAUCUUACACAGUAAAUUAGAAGAAGCAAGACAUCUUUCCAUUGUUGAUCAGGACUUAGAAUACCUGUCUGAGGGUCUUGAGGGCCGAUCGUCCAAUCCUGUCGCAGUGCUUUUCGACACGCUUCUUCAUCCAGAUGCUGACUUCGGGUACGACUACCCCUCCGUGCUGCACUGGAAAUUAGAGCGCCACCAUUACAUCCCUCACCUGGUCCUUGGGAAAGGCCCACCUGGCGGAGCUUGGCACAAUAUGGAAGGCUCCAUGUUGACAAUCAGCUUUGGAAAUUGGAUGGAGCUACCUGGACUUAAAUUUAAAGACUGGAUGUCUAGUAAACGAAGGAACCUAAAAGCGGACCGGGUUUUGCCAGAGGAAGUGGCUCGCUACUAUAAGCACUAUGUGAAAGCCAUGGGUCUCCAGAAGAAUUUCAGGGAGAACACGCACAUUACCUCUGUGUCGAGACUCUACAGAGGUCCGGACGGCAGUGACGGUCAAGACAGAGAUGUUGCGGCACAGCGUCUACAGAUCGAGAAGUCAAAGUUCACCAGGAGAAACUGGGAGAUCCGGGGCUAUCAGCGAGUAGCAGAUGGUUCCCAUGCUCCGUUCUGUCUCUUCGCCGAGAAUGUCGCUCUGGCAACCGGAACGCUGGACUCUCCUGCACACCUGCAGAUCGAAGGCGAAGACUUCCCUUUUGUGUUUCAUUCGAUGCCCGAAUUCGGAGCGGCUGUGAGCAAAGGGAAGCUGCGCGGCAAAGUGGACCCAGUGUUAAUUGUGGGCUCUGGGCUCACUGCAGCCGACGCGGUGCUGUGCGCUUACAACAGUAACAUCCCUGUGAUUCAUGUGUUUCGCAGACGAGCAACAGAUCCAAGUUUAAUUUUCAAACAGCUUCCCAAAAAGCUUUAUCCCGAAUACCAUAAAGUAUAUCACAUGAUGUGUACUCAGUCCUACUCUGCAGAUUCAAAUCUUUUAUCUGAUUACACCAGUUUUCCUGAGCACCACGUGCUUUCCUUUAAGUCGGACAUGAAAUGCAUUCUUCAGAGCGUCUCCGGAUUGAAGAAAAUAUUUAAACUGUCUGCAGCAGUAGUGCUGAUAGGUUCUCAUCCCAACCUGUCUUUUCUGAAGGAGCAGGGCUGUUACCUGGGCCAUAACUCAAGCCAGCCGAUCACGUGUAAGGGGAACCCUGUGGAAAUAGACCCGUAUACCUACGAGUGUGUUCAAGAAGCACACCUUUUUGCAUUGGGUCCUUUAGUCGGUGACAAUUUUGUUCGAUUUUUAAAGGGAGGGGCACUGGGUGUUACACGCUGUUUAGCUACAAGACAGAAGAAAAAGCAUUUAUUUGUUGAAAGAGGAGAUGGGGUAGCUUAAAGCGCUUUCCAAGUCAUUUACAUGGACAGUUCAUCAUUAAAGAUUUUUAAUAGUGUUUUUGCAGUGUACUGGAUUGAAUUUUCUGGACUUGAAUUAACGGGAAGAGAGCUUCAGGCUAUACUAAUUAUUUUUUAGAGUUACAAGGACUUGGUGUUCUGAUUUAUACUGUAAUGUAUCGAAGGUGUGGCUGUCAGCCAAAUGGAAACACUGCUGAUUUGGUAUACUUUAUGCUCUCACUUAACUAAAACAUUCUUUUCUUCCAAGAGGUACUUUUUGUGAUCAUUUCUGGUUAUUUGUUAUGAUUGACUCCAAAAUAUUACAGCCUACACCUAUAAAACCGCACAGUCAUUAGACCGGAAAUUCUCCUUACUACGUAUUGGGUCACCUUGCUCCUCGAAGGGCGGUCCGAAGACCAGCCUCAGCUUCAUCUGUAACAGUUGUUAGAAGUGUAGACUCUCAGACCCCAGGACAGACUUGCUGAAUCAGAAACCACAUCUUAACGGGAUCCUCAAGGAAUAGGUGUGCUGUUUAAGUAGGAGACACACUGGUCUAAAAGAAAAUGGGAUGCGAGGUAUUAUGCUGGAGGUGGGCUGGAGACAGGCAUUUAACUCAGGUUUGAUUUAUUUUGAAAUUACCAAUUGUAUAAAUCAAACUUAUUACCAAAUAUGAUCUUUUAAGAAUAUUUUUUUAUUGUUGAAAGCUUGACAGAUACUUCGUAUUCUUAGCUUCUAAUAAUUUUAAAAUGGUCCAAUAAUGUUGGCAAACACUUAGAUAGCCAGGAGCUUGCCAAGUAUUUUCUGGAGAUUUAUUCUCUACUUAAUUAGCAUAACACUUAAUAUUACUUGCAAAUAAAUAAAUGUGACUGGAACUACCCAUCUCUUUGUGAACACUGAGUUAAUUUCUGUCACUGAAACUAAGGUUUUGGGGCAUAAGUACUUCUAAUAUUGUAAUACUAUUUGGGUAUUGCCAGAAUUAUUAAAGAUUAAUACUGAAAAUUAGGUUAAAACAUUUCCAUUCCCAAGAUUAGUCUGAAAUUUGUUAUAGAUGACAUAGCAUCUCAUUCUACGGUUAUUGUUUGAACUGUAUGCUCUAUCUUGGUGUAUAUUUAUUUAGAUAUACUUAAUAUCUGUAUUUUCAUACAAAUCCUCAGAACUUUUAGUUAGAAGACUUUCCUGAAGUUCUCCAUGGCAAACUGAGUUUCUCAUUCUCUUGCUUGCUUGCUCUCUUAGAAUUUAUUUCAUCUGGAAUGUGUCUUUAAACAUCUAAUUCUCUUUUUUCUUAGUAUUAAAAAAUGGACUAAAGUGUACAUAUUUUUCUGUCCAGCUUUUUGCAGUGUUAUGUUUACAGGAUCAUAAUUCACCUUAAAAUAGAAUCAUUUAGAAUAUACUUGCCUCUACAAUUAGCUGUUUCAGAUAAACUGAUCAAUUCUUA